Molecule: messenger RNA, 1242 nt
Organism: Guyanagaster necrorhizus
Lineage: Eukaryota; Fungi; Basidiomycota; Agaricomycetes; Agaricales; Physalacriaceae
Exons: 3
Coding region: 32-934 (300 amino acids)
Source: RefSeq, a predicted model, not a curated record
GCAUUCCCUUCACUGCACAGUCAAGACGGCCAUGGCCUCGGUUUCGUCAAUGGAGACGGUCACUCCUCACGCACCGCCGUCCUUGCCUCCCUCGCCAACGGAAGAGGAGGACCUCACUCGUCUGCGACCUUGGGACGAGUCUUCUCGUGCAGACAAGCGACGAAAGGGCAAACAGCGAGCAGGAGACGUCGAUAGUGACUACUCUGACGUCGUAGAGGACUCCGCAAGUUCUGACACGGACCAGCCAAUGGCGUCUGGCUCGUCGUACCCGCCAAUGCGUGAGGAUGAAUUCGAGACAAAACGUGUUGAGGAGACCCUGCGGCGCUGGGAGGUUGCUGAACGACAACGACGGAAGGCUGCACGACAGGCAACGACACACGAGGCUCCCAGUAACCAGCCGCCUUCAUCAUUGGUCGAUGGCGUCAGUCGGCGUGCCAGUUCAUUGUGGACAGCGACUAAAUCCAGCUCCAAAUACCUUCGUCAUCAUCAUUCUGUGCUUAAAUCCCGAGAUUCCAUUGAUUCCGUGCCGCUAGAAGCUCUUUCUCCUAUUCCAGAUUCUUUUCCGUCCAACAGCCGUGCUCCGUCCUCAGAAAAUCCUUUUGAAACCCCUGCAGAGGCAGUGUCGCCGUUUACAGACUCGUACCAGAUGCAGGAGCUUUCGGACGUGGACCAACAAACAGUCAAUUCAUCUGAUAUACGCCAUCCACCCCCGAGUCCUCUUGAUCUGCCUCCUCCACGUAUCUCGCCGCUCGUUAAUAAGCCCCCGCCUGCAACGAGGUCACCUCAAACAAACAUGAUUCCAAGUGAACGUCAAGGUAAUGCUCAGAAAGACGUGCCUUCAGACGGACGGUGGUGGCAUGAGUGGUUGUGUGGUUGCGGCGAGGAUAGAGAGAGUUCCACGAUCCAGGGUGGAAGGACGAAUCCGUUUGAGUAAAUCGCAAUACCUUUAUAUUACUUUCAUCGUGUGGGACCCAUGAUUCACUGUAUCAAAUCGGACAGCAUAAUUCCAUCACUUGUUACAACCUUACGAAACGUUUACUUGCUUCAAGUGAAUGCAUGGCAUUUGGUGUCCAAGAUCCGCCAAAAUUCGGGCAGGAUCUCUGCUAGCGAUUCAUACUCUAGUCUUUCCUCUAAAUCCAAAUCAUGUAAUGCUUCCAGGUUCGGCACGACUCCGCGAGUAGAUUACUACAAGUACUCACAGCUUCCGCAGCCGUCGCACCCGUACUACAGGUCCUAUGCCAG